AUGUACAAAACCAAGCUAACCGUCUUUGCACUCUUCUGCGACUACUGCGACGUCUACCUAACGCACGACUCCAUGAGCGUGCGCAAAGCACACAAUGCAGGACGAAAUCACAUCCGUAACGUGGUCGAUUAUUACCAACAAAUCGGACAUGAAAAAGCACAAUCCGUAAUCGAUUCAAUCACAUCUUCAUACGCGGCGGAGGGACAAGCCAAUCCGUUACUACAACAUCCUGGUGCGCCGGGGUCGUUUCCGCCACCGCCGUUUGGGGUUCCUGGACGACCAGGUCAACUGCCGCCUCCACCAUUCGGAAUUCCGCCUCCAGGGGCUCCGGGUGGAUUACCACCACCAGGAGGCCGCGGCAUGCCCCCCUUCCAACCCCCCUUCCCUAUCCCCGGCGCCCCCGGCGGUGCUGGUGGUCUUCCUCCAUCAUUACCAGCAGGCAUGCCCCCUUUACCAGGCAACCUACCCUUCCCACCACCGGGCGGUCUCCCGGCAAAUUUCCAGCCUCCUCCAGGCUUUCCUGGUGCAAGUUUCCCUCCUGGAGGUCCUGGCGGUCCCCCUGGUGGUGGACAUGGGCCUGGAUCGAGUAUAUCGCCUCCUCCUGGCGCAGGGGGAUUCCCGCCUGGGCCGCCGGGUGGCGGGUAUCGACCUCCUGGGAUGGAUCGAUGA
This is a messenger RNA of Talaromyces marneffei, 669 nucleotides long. RefSeq lists its product as uncharacterized. The coding region runs from base 1 to 669 and encodes 222 amino acids. Gene Ontology annotation, cellular component: U1 snRNP; nucleus. Gene Ontology annotation, biological process: mRNA splicing, via spliceosome; spliceosomal snRNP assembly; mRNA 5'-splice site recognition. The record is from RefSeq and is a predicted model, not a curated record. The transcript is spliced from 5 exons. Gene Ontology annotation, molecular function: zinc ion binding; pre-mRNA 5'-splice site binding. Lineage: Eukaryota; Fungi; Ascomycota; Eurotiomycetes; Eurotiales; Trichocomaceae.